CUAAUGGACUCUUCGUUGAUACGUUGGGUACACUCUAUAUAGCAGACCAGGUAAAUCAUCGUGUAAUGCGUUGGACACAAGGAGACAAGAAACAAGGCACUGUAAUUGUGGGUGGAAAUGGUCAAGGAGCAGGAGCAAAUCAGUUCAACUCCCCCGUUGGUUUGUCUUUCGAUCGACAUGGUAAUCUCUAUGUCGUCGAUAAUAAUAAUCAUCGUGUUCAACGAUUUUCUAUCGAAUAA
Molecule: messenger RNA, 239 nt
Organism: Rotaria socialis
Lineage: Eukaryota; Metazoa; Rotifera; Eurotatoria; Philodinida; Philodinidae
Source: the annotation of a GenBank genome assembly